GGCCUAUGUACUUCCGACAGCUGCCUCGCUUUUGAGCAGAUCUGUCUACGUUCUUCAUUUCUCGCACCCUCGGAAGCCUCUACGGAGCUUUCAGAUCAAGAUGGCGCCCUCUUCGGAAUCGUUGUUCCGGUCUCAGGACAUGACAUUGACCCAGCUCUAUGUCGCCAACGAGAUCGGACGCGAGGUUGUCGCUGCUUUAGGCGAACUCGGCAUCAUGCAGUUCCGCGAUCUUAACCCGGAGACGAGUGCUUUCCAAAGGACCUUUACUCAAGCGAUUCGCCGUCUGGACAACAUCGAGCGACAGCUCACCUACUUCCGGGAACAGAUUGAGAAGAACGGAAUCGACAUGCGCUCAAUCUAUGACUUCGAUAAUACCAUGGCAGCACCAUCCGCUCCUGAAAUUGAUGAGCUCGCUGAUCGCAGCCAAAGCUUGGAGCAGCGAAUCAAGAGCUUGAAUGAAAGUUACGAGACAUUGAAGAAAAGGGAGAGCGAGCUUACGGAAUGGAGAUGGGUGUUGAGGGAGGCUGGAGGAUUCUUCGACAGGGCUCGUGGUCAGACCGAGGACAUCCGACAGUCCAUCGACUCUUCCGACGAUGCACCUCUGCUGCGCGAUGUUGAGCAGGCCAAUAGCUCCAACGAAGGAGGGCAACAAAGCUUCAGCGUCAUGAACAUCAGCUUCGUCGCUGGUGUGAUUCCACGCGAGCGUAUGGCUGCGUUCGAGAGGAUCUUGUGGCGUACACUCCGUGGUAAUCUGUACAUGAACCAAGCGGAGAUUCCGGACCCGAUCUUGGACGCCGAGAAGAACGAAGAAGUUCACAAGAGCGUCUUCGUUAUCUUCGCGCACGGCAAGGAGAUCAUUGCCAAGAUCAAGAAGAUUUCGGAGAGCUUGGGCGCGGAUAUCUACCAGGUGGAUGAGAACAGUGACCUUCGCCGGGACCAGAUUCACGAAGUCAACAGCCGCCUUCAGGAUCUUUCGAACGUAUUGGAGAACACCAAGCGCACGCUAGACGCUGAGCUGACCCAGAUCGGACGUUCUCUGGCUGCCUGGAUCAUCAUCACCAAGAAGGAGAAGAGUGUGUACCAAACACUCAAUCGCUUCUCAUACGAUCCUGCCAGGAAGACUCUCGUCGCCGAAGCGUGGUGCCCAACCAGUUCCUUGGGCCUGAUCAAAUCCACUCUGCAAGAUGUCAAUGAUCGUGCUGGACUUUCUAUUCCGACCAUUGUUAACCAAAUUAAGACCUCCAAAACCCCACCAACAUACAACAAGACCAACAAGUUCACACUCGGUUUCCAAACCAUCAUUGACGCCUAUGGUUCUGCCAAAUAUACCGAAGUCAACCCCGGUCUCCCCACGAUCGUUACCUUUCCUUUCCUCUUCGCUGUCAUGUUCGGUGACUUCGGCCACGGUAUCAUCAUGACCCUCGCAGCGGUGGCUAUGAUUUACUUCGAGAAGCCUCUCCAACGUGGCAAACAAGACGAAUUGUUCGGCAUGGCAUUCUACGGCCGCUACAUCAUGCUCAUGAUGGGUAUCUUCUCCAUGUACACUGGAUUGAUUUAUUCCGACGCCUUCUCAAAGGAAAUUCCUCUUGCCGGCAGUAUGUGGGAAUGGGACUUUCCUGAAGGCUACAAAGCUGGGGGCGGUACUGUCAAGGCGAGACGUAUUGAAGGCUACACAUAUCCCUUCGGUCUCGACUGGCGGUGGCACGACACCGACAAUGACCUACUUUUCAGUAACAGCUACAAGAUGAAACUCUCGAUCAUUCUCGGAUGGGCUCACAUGACUUACUCGCUUUGCUUGUCGUAUGUCAACGCGCGCCACUUCAAAUCACCGAUUGAUAUCUGGGGUAACUUCGUGCCUGGAAUGAUCUUCUUCCAAUCGAUUUUUGGAUACCUUGUCUUCGCAAUUGUCUACAAGUGGUGCAUCGACUGGUACCAGGCUGGUGCGGCUCCUCCAAGCUUGUUGAACAUGCUCAUCUACAUGUUCUUGUCACCGGGAACCGUCGCCGAAAGUCUGUACCCUGGACAGGGUGGCGUGCAGGUCGUACUGGUCCUGCUUGCAGUCAUCCAAGUUCCGAUCAUGCUCUUCCUCAAGCCAUUCUACCUUCGAUGGGAGCACAACAAAGCUCGCGCGCAAGGCUACCGAGGCAUCGGUGAGACCACUGCCGUCAGCGCUCUUGACGAUGACAACGAAGCCAAUGGACAUGCCAACGGUGAUGCUGGUCGGCCCAGCUUUGCUGACAGCGACUUGGAUGGUAACGCGAUCAUCACCGAGGAUAUCGGCCACGGCGAGGGUCACGAGGAAUUUGAGUUCAGUGAGGUCAUGAUCCACCAGGUCAUCCACACCAUCGAAUUCUGCCUCAACUGUGUCUCCCACACCGCCUCUUACCUCCGUCUAUGGGCUCUCUCGCUCGCCCACCAGCAGCUCUCCAUCGUUCUCUGGAAGAUGACCCUCGGCAACUCCUUCGCCAUGGAAGGGGGCGUCGGCGUCGUCGCCAUCUUCAUCUUCUUCACCGUCUGGUUCGUCCUGACCAUCGCCGUCCUCGUCGUCAUGGAGGGCACCAGCGCCAUGCUGCACUCCCUGCGUCUCCACUGGGUCGAGGCCAUGAGCAAGCACUUCGUCGGCGAGGGCGUGCCUUUCGAGCCCUUCAGCUUCGAGGUCAUGUUGGAGGAGGAGACGUCGGAUUUGAAGUGAUCGGAGGCAAGUGUGUGCUCGCAUCAUUGAGAUUAGAUAAUUCCGUGUAUCGCGUUGCUGCUCUCACCGUCGUCCCAUGUAUGGCACGAGGGCCCGUGUUUGUUUUGUACUUUGUAUCAUAGAUUCUGCUUUUGACAUUCGCACGAACACCGAAUAGAAGAGAUCAAUGGCACGCGCAGGAUCGGUCCUCCUCGUCCUGCACUUCAUCUCGCCCCCCUCGCAGCUCGAAACACACGCAGU
This is a messenger RNA of Dissoconium aciculare CBS 342.82, 2932 nucleotides long. Its product is annotated as V0/A0 complex, 116-kDa subunit of ATPase. The record is from RefSeq and is a predicted model, not a curated record. Gene Ontology annotation, biological process: proton transmembrane transport; vacuolar acidification. Gene Ontology annotation, molecular function: ATPase binding; proton-transporting ATPase activity, rotational mechanism. Gene Ontology annotation, cellular component: vacuolar proton-transporting V-type ATPase complex; vacuolar proton-transporting V-type ATPase, V0 domain; fungal-type vacuole membrane. The coding region runs from base 101 to 2692 and encodes 863 amino acids. The transcript is spliced from 4 exons. Lineage: Eukaryota; Fungi; Ascomycota; Dothideomycetes; Mycosphaerellales; Dissoconiaceae.